CAGUGCGAGCAGAUCGAGAAAUGCGUGAAGGCGCGGGAGCAGCUGGAGCUGUGUAACGAGCGGGUGGCCUCCCGCUCCCACACGGAGGAGCAGUGCACUGAGGAGCUCUUCGACUUCCUGCACGCCAGGGACCACUGUGUUGCUCACAAGCUUUUCAGUAAGCUGAAGUGAAGGGGGGCAUGGUUGUCCAUCUGCUUCCACAGCCGGUGCCAGCAGUUCCUGGAUCACAGUUCUGCUUCCUGCAGUCCAUCCUCUGUGCUGAGCAUGAAUGAAACGGCUUCCUGGCAGCCUGUCACUGCCUCUGUGCUCAUGGAAGAUGUGCAGCUGUGCAAAAACAAAUCAAACAACGUGUUGAUGUUCUGUAAUUGUCCAUAUUAAACAUUGAGAGUUCCUGUGGAA
Molecule: messenger RNA, 399 nt
Organism: Zonotrichia albicollis (white-throated sparrow)
Lineage: Eukaryota; Metazoa; Chordata; Aves; Passeriformes; Passerellidae
Source: RefSeq, a predicted model, not a curated record